AUGCCACCCCCCACAGCAAUAAUCACAGGCGCCAGCAGCGGCAUCGGCCUCGCCCUAACCAAACACCUCCUCUCAAGAAACUGGAACGUGAUCAUGGCCGACGUGAACCCACCCCAGGAGAAGCUCGACAAAACCCUCUUCAUCGAAACCGACAUCUCCUCCUGGGAUCAGCAAGCGUCCAUGUUCAAGCGGGCGUAUGAGUGGAAUGAGAGGCUGGAUUUCGUGGCGUUGAAUGCGGGCAUUGAUGAUCGGGAUGAUGUGUUUCAUUCGAUUUCGGGCGAUCCUAAGAAACCGCCGAGACGGCCGGGUAUGAAGACUAUAGAUGUCAAUUUGACGGGGACUUACUACGGAAUCAAACUCGCCGCCCACUACCUCUCCCUCCCCAGCAGCACAGCAACCAAACCCCAACCCGGCGGCAAAAUCGUCCUAACCUCCUCCGCCGCAGGCCUCUACCCGCAGCCCGUAAUCCCCCAAUACGCCGCGAGCAAACACGCCCUCGUGGGCCUCGUCCGCUCCAUGGCGUCCGUGGCCAAACCACACAACAUAACCAUUAAUGCAGUCUGCCCAACCCUAGUCCGCACCUCCCUCCCGCCCCCCGGCCUGCUAGAAACCUUCCCUCCAGACAAAAUCACCCCCAUGCGCACGAUCCUGCGGGCUUUUGACGAACUCGCGGAGUUGGAGAGGGAGGAAUGGAGAGGUGGUGGAGGGGAGUCUGGAGGAGUUGAUUUUUCAUGA
Molecule: messenger RNA, 735 nt
Organism: Zasmidium cellare ATCC 36951
Lineage: Eukaryota; Fungi; Ascomycota; Dothideomycetes; Mycosphaerellales; Mycosphaerellaceae
Exons: 4
Coding region: 1-735 (244 amino acids)
Cellular component (GO): cytoplasm
Molecular function (GO): oxidoreductase activity, acting on the CH-OH group of donors, NAD or NADP as acceptor
Source: RefSeq, a predicted model, not a curated record